GGGAGGGGUGACAAGGAACCCUGGCGGGGAGGGGACGCGGAGGCCUUCGGGGGGCCGACCAACCAGACGGCCGAUGAUGUCAUCGGGGGAGGAGACCGAGUAUUUCGCCCCCUACGGAGCAACCACGGAAAGCAAGCAACAGCAACUCCAGAAGAAGCAGAAGCGCACCAGACAGCGCGUGGACGCCGGCGAGCCGCGCAACAACUACUCGAGUAUACCGCACUUCACCUCCCGGCCAUCCUUCCACGGCGGUGGUCUGUACGGUUCUAUCUUCGGUGGCAGCGGGCCAACGCAUCAACAACAACAACAACAACAACAACAGCAGCAGCAGCAACAACAACAACAACAACAACAACAACAACAGCUCCAGCAGCAACAAGCUGGAGCCGCAAGUAGUCAAGGUCAUUUAGGUACAGCUACGACGGGUCCUACCGCUCAGCAGCAUUCCGCCCACGCGGCUUUCAGCUUCUUCGGGGCACCGGGUUACGGCCCCGCCAAGAUGUUGAACGAGCUACUCGGACGACAGGUCAAACAGGCCAGUGACGCCGGUGGCUCACCGCCAGAGGGCGGCCACGGAAUGACUGGUGCCGGCAUGGACCCAGCCGCUAAUUUGCAAUCCGGUGCUGUAGUUAAUUGCGACGAUCCCGCCACCGCCGAGCUCACGCAGCACAUGCUCCGCGACAUACUCCAAGGGCGCAAACUCUCGGCGCGCUCGAUUCAAGAACAGUCGAACAACAAUAACAGUAUACACAGCAACAAUAACAACACCACAGCGGAUUUACUUAAGUCUCAACAGCAACAUCAACAUAGUCCUCAACAAAAUAGUGAUAGUGCACGUAGUGGAACAGUGCAGAGUGGUGGAGAGGAGAGUGGUGAUGGGAAUAACGUCGUGAAUAAUGCGAAUCACAGUGAUCGUGAUACCGUGAUGCCGGGCGAUGCUGAGGAUAGCGCCGAGGACGCAGCCGCAGCCGCACGUGCGAUGGAAGAGGCGUUCGCCGAAGCUGGUAUGGAGCCUGGGGCCAAUCUGGAUGGAUCUGACUGCGAACAGAGUUUACCACCCAGUCCCACCCAACCAAGGUCAGGGUCUGUUUCCGUCAAGGAGGAGUUGCAGGACUCGUUGAACAUCAAACGUAGUCCUAGCCACUCUCCUUGUCCGAUCAUACCCAAAACGGAGACCAGCUCGCCAACUACGGAAACUAAACGAGCACGUGUUGAGAAUAUCGUCAGCACGAUGCGCAGCAGUCCAGCCCUUCAGUCGGUCACGGUGAACGGUUGCAAGAAACGUAAGCUCUAUCAACCGCAGCAACAGACCGUGCAUCACGUUCUCCAACAUGGUGUCAGCGAUACCAUGUUAGACGACGAAGAGGUGAACGAGGAAUUAGAAGAUCCUCUGACGAUCAGGCAGAAACGCGAGGAGAAGGAUAAUCUUCAGUCCCAGUUGAAAAGUCUACACGAACAAUUAGCCGUGAUGCAGCAGAAGUAUGAUGAGCUUACGAGUAGAAUCGACUCGGACAUUGGUGACAUCGGUGCACCUGCGAGUCCUCAACCACCGAUUAAACCACCACGACCUCAUCCACCAUCGUACAACGGACUCCCGGCCCUUCCGACCGAACAUCCGCAUGCCGCGGCAGCCGCUAUGUAUCAUAUGGGACACAAACUCUACCUCGAACAGCAACAAGCUGCUUUGGAGAGAAUGAAGCAGCACCAAGAGGCUGCUGUCAGGCAACAGCAACAGCAGCAACAACAACAACAGCAACAUCAACGACAAAGUUCUCCACCACCCCCUCCGAGUCAAGCGCAGCAACAGAGCCAAAGCAAUACCGGCCCGUCCACGCCGCAAACGCCGCAGAUGCAGGCAGGGAGUACUCCUCUUCAGCACAAAGAUUUCCAAGAAAGGAUAAAUAUGUUCAGAGGAGCCGCUGCAGCUACCGGUUCGUCGGGUUCUCAUAUCACGGACGAGGACCUGCAAAGUCUAUCGGAUACGUUGAAGGUGGAGAUUACCUCGUGUUUGACAAGUCUGGUCGAUAAAGUAGUAACCAGGUUCGUGCAACAGAGGAGGUUUCUUGGUAAACAAAGUGAGGCGGCGCAAGUCGCUGCCGAACAGCUGAACAAGGAUCUCAUGUUGGUGAACCAAGUACUCGAGAGAAAAUCGCCUAGAACGAAAGUAGUAGAUAGAGCAGCACCACAACCCGGUGGCCCAAACGGGCCACGGGGGCCCCACAACGGCGGGCCCCCUCCUCCACAAUCUACGGGUUUCCCUCAACUCGUUACCAUGGGUGGUGUUCCCCACGGUCCUCAUUCUGGCCCCACGGAAAACAAUCUUAAUCAAAUGAAUCAGCUGCCUCCGCACGCGAGGCCGAGUGCUGGAAUAUUUCAGUCGUCAAAACCGCCGACGAUAUAUGCUAUGGCCUCCAUGCAGGCGCAACAACAGCAGCAGCAACAACAACACCAGCAGCAACGGGAACACCAGCAAAGAGAACAACAGCAACGUGACCAAUACUGUAACAUCAGGGGAGAAGAAAGAGAAAGCAGGGACUCGGAACAGAACGAAGCCCUCUCGCUCGUCAUGACACCGAAGAAAAAACGCCAUAAGGUAACGGACACGAGGAUCACGCCGAGGACAGUGUCCCGAAUCCUGGCGCAGGAGGGUAGUUGUUCGCAAGGAGGCAGUGAGAGUCCACCGCCCCCACCUCCACCAAGAUCGUAUCAUGCGCCUCCACCGAUGCUGCCAGUGUCUCUGCCAACCAGCGUAGCGAUACCGAAUCCAAGUCUCCACGAGAGUCAAGUGUUCUCACCGUAUUCGCCGUUCUUCAACCCUCACACGGGUCAUCCUGGUCAGGUACCACCUCCGGGUCCGCAUCAACUACCUGCGAGUCCUCCUGGUGGAGGUGUAGAGCUCAGGGAUUCCCCUCCACUGCCCCAUCCGCCGGCUAUACUACAUCCUGCCUUAUUGGCGGCUGCCCAGCAUGGCAGUCCGGAUUACGGACAUCUCAGGAUAGACAGCAACGACCGGCCCGGCGAUUGCAACUCCGGGACCAUCAGUUACGACGGAAUUCAGCCUACAUCGUCGACGUUGACGCCGAUGCAUCUGAGGAAGGCGAAACUGAUGUUCUUCUGGGUCAGGUACCCGACCUCGUCCAUCCUCAAGAUGUACUUCCCCGACAUCAAGUUCAAUAAGAACAACACUGCACAGCUGGUCAAGUGGUUCUCCAACUUCCGGGAGUUCUACUACAUCCAAAUGGAGAAAUACGCGAGGCAAGCGGUUUCCGAAGGUGUGAAGAACGUGGACGAUCUUCGGGUCGGUGGUGACUCGGAAAUCUAUCGAGUUCUCAACCUUCAUUACAACCGAAAUAAUCACAUUGAGGUACCAAGCCACUUCAGGUUCGUCGUCGAGCAGACGCUGAAGGAGUUCUUCAAGGCAAUCCAAGGUGGCAAAGACAACGAACAGAGUUGGAAGAAGUCCAUCUACAAAGUGAUCGCGAAGCUAGACGACGCGGUACCGGACUAUUUCAAGACCCCGAACUUCCUGGAUCAGCUCGUAUGAAUCAGCAGGUCGCGUGACUCUUGCUCUUCGUGGUGCGCGGGCUCGUCAGCGCUCGUCGGCUCCCGGUAAAGUCAGAAAACAGAGAAUGAACAAACGAAGAUGGAACGGUCAGCGAGGAAGGAUCGCAUCCGCCAUUGGAGGUACACGUCCUUCGCGUAAAAGCGCGUUCAGGUAUCCUUAAAACUAACAUAUCGCAGAACGAGCGUGAGAGAGAACGUGAGAGGGAGAGAACGAUCGAUAGAAAGAAAAAAACGUUAGGGAGUUAUUAGACGAGGAAGAAGGGAGAGUACACUAAACGUUCGAACCGAACGAACGGACACGCGACGAUACGGAGGCAUCGAUCAUCAAACAAAAUGGACGAUGAGGAGUGCCGACGAAGGAUCAGGCUGUGACCUAAUCACGAGAACAACGUCCACGGGCGAGACGGGUUGGAUAUCUUUCACGCUUCGUGCCUUUUUAAUCACCGAUCACCGAUAGUUGCUCGCUGAUGAUCGGGACCCACGAGUUACUAGCGAGGCCACGAACUGUCCAGCCUGUCCUCGCCGCGGACGAACAUCGAUACGACGACGGUUCUGGGAGGAAGCGAAGAAACAGGACGAAAGCGUGGUCAACGAACGGCAAGGAAUUACACACAACACAUAAUAAGCUUCGAACGUCGAGUAUUGUUUUCGAUUUGUUGCGUAACACAACAGUUCACCGAUUACCGCCUAAUUUUAAGACCCGAGUUAUUUCCGAAUAGACGCGUAAGGCAAGAAAGAGCAUCCGUGAACCGUGACGACGAUCGAUCGAUGGGUGGCUUUCGUUCAAGCGAACAGAAUAUGUAUUCAGUGGGUAUGCUACUGUUUUGUCCAUAUUUAUAGAAGAACCGGUAAAUACAUACUUAUAUCUCGUGUGAUGGUGAAGCAAGAUCCGCUGGACGGAUCCUCCGCAGCUUCCGCUCGAGAGGCAGAAGAGGAAACCUUCUCGUGGAUCUUCGGGAACGACUUGUAACGAACGGUAAUCCACCCUCCGUUCCGAGUCGUUUCGAGGCGCUACAACGAUGGCCAGUUUCACUUGGCAUUCGUCACGCUGCGUACCUUUUGGUCCUUUUUUUUCACGAGGACCCUUUGUUGCUCGAUCGAACGCACCCUCGUCGAAGCGUCGCCCCGGCAGCGUUCGUUUCAAGCGCGAUCACUGCAACAUCCGCUCGACCGAGCCAAAGAUGAUUAGUUGUUUCGGAGGAAUCCUAGGAUGACGGUUCGUACCGAAUCGGACGGGAACGAUCCAGCCGAUUUAUUUUCAGCGGAAGUGACCGUCGUUUAAAGACGAAACAGCCGACCGGCAAACGGGACCACUCGUCGCCGGUCUUUUGCGUAUCGAUCCUUUUAUGUCUUUAAGUUGUACAUAGAUUUCUUUGAUCGUCAGAUUGUAAUGAAUUCGAAAAGAAAAAUCGAGACGCAAAUAUUAAUUCGUACGGUAAGAAUUUCUAAAUGACAUUCGUGGAAACAUAAAAUCCACCUUUGGACGUUUAGUUUUUAUCAUCGAACGAUUAAAUCCUCGGGUUUUCUCGUGGGAACCGAAAUUAUAUUCGCUGAUCGACGAAUCAGACGAUAAACGGAUUCGUAUUACACACGUUUACGUAGAAAUGUUUUUUUUUUUAAUUAAUGGUUAACCGAUAUGUAAACGAGGUUAGGCUAGUCGCAGUGACAGGAGUACGAGUAACAGGGACGACGAAAUAAAGGAAGUGACGAUAUUUUAAGAUGAACAAAUCGAGAAUCAUUUGCACGUGAAAGAGAAACAUCGUCGAAUAUAGAAGGGGGAGAUCAAUUUUGAGAAAGAGACUAAAAAUACAAUCGUACGCCGGUGCGUAACUAUAAUAAAGUAGAUUAUAUUAAAAACUUAUAUAUAUAUAUAUAUCUAUAUAUAUACAUAUAUAUGUAUACAAACUAAUAAAUAAAUAUAUACAUGCCUGUGUGUAUAUAUAUAUUUAUGUAUAAAGAUUAGAAAUAUAUAUGUAUAUAUAUAUAAUUGCAUCAAAUUAUAUGUAUAUAAUAUUAGACUUUAAAACAAAAGACGAAUAUUGGCGCGAUUAAAAUUGCGUAAAGAAUGCGUGACAGAGGAUUAGACGACCAUAACCUCCCUUAUUCCACUUGUACCCGACCUAUCACACUCACACACAUACGUGACAUACGUACACAUCCUACCCACCCCCGUACACACACAUACACGUACACGCGUACGCACACAAAGCGAUUACACUUUACAACCCUCAUUGUACAUACAAUACACAUAUGCACGGUUUAUUCGCGAGAAAUUCAUUACUGACGCGUAUAUGUGUUUUAUCGCCGCAAAAAAGUUUCUUUUUCGUUGAACGAUUUUGUAGAUACGUUAUCGUACGAUAUAGUAAUUAUGAUUACACCGUGUAUCGUGGGUGGUAGCGAGUUAUUGUAACUUAAAUUGAUUGCCUUUUCACUAUUAUUAUUAUUCCCGCUAUUAUGUGCACUAUUAUUAUUAUUAUUGAAAUAUUAUUGCUAUUAUUAGUUAUGUUAUGAAUAUUUUGUGAGAAUGCGACGUUUUAUCAAUUGUGAUUGAUUUAAUUCGUCCUGAAAGCCCUAAUUCUCAUCCAAUUUUCACGUUGCAAGAGUGUCAUCUAGCAAUACGUGCUCCCUGUUCACGAAGUUCCCUGUCCUUAUCUUUUUUUAGCGUUUCUUUCUCCCCUUGUAUAUUUAUAAGCUUAAAUCUGUCCUUAUUCCCCAUUCCCCUCUAUGUUCUGGCAUUUUAGUUACUAUUGUAUUUAGUUAUUGUAUCUCUACGAUCAUUAUAAUUAUUAUUACCUAUUAUUAUUAUUAUUAUUAUUAUUAUUAUUAUUAUUAUUAUUAUUAUAAUUAAGCAUGAGUUAUGCAAGUGUACACGACAAAGAGGAGAGCAAUCAACAGAGAGGAAUACACAGAAAACACACACGAAUACACACGUUUCUGUAUAAGCGGUGAGUCUUAACCUAGUCACGAGUCACUAAUGUUUUAAUUUUAACGAUCGAUUUAUUGAUUAUUAUUUUAUUUAUUAUCUACGAGAAUAAAAACGACACAUUAGACUCUGA
Megachile rotundata (alfalfa leafcutting bee) is the source of this 6620-nucleotide messenger RNA. Its product is annotated as homeobox protein prospero. Lineage: Eukaryota; Metazoa; Arthropoda; Insecta; Hymenoptera; Megachilidae. The record is from RefSeq and is a predicted model, not a curated record. Gene Ontology annotation, biological process: regulation of transcription by RNA polymerase II. Gene Ontology annotation, molecular function: RNA polymerase II cis-regulatory region sequence-specific DNA binding; DNA-binding transcription factor activity, RNA polymerase II-specific. Gene Ontology annotation, cellular component: nucleus.